Trichoplusia ni (cabbage looper) is the source of this 6583-nucleotide messenger RNA. RefSeq lists its product as uncharacterized. The transcript has 3 exons. The coding region runs from base 582 to 6494 and encodes 1970 amino acids. NCBI's taxonomy places the organism in Eukaryota, Metazoa, Arthropoda, Insecta, Lepidoptera, Noctuidae. The record is from RefSeq and is a predicted model, not a curated record.
GUUUUUAUUUUAUUGUUCGACAGGAAACUUAUAAAUUUGAUUAACCAUCAUUUAGGAUUAUUUAGGUAAUAAAUAAAUGAAAUACUCACAGUAAAACUGUUCUUGUAUUUUUUAAUCACAUAGCGCUUAUUAUGUUACAAGUAAUUAAAUAAAGUUGAUAUGGCAACACUGCUUGCACGUCCGUAGAUAAACAAUGGUUGGACAUUUGUUUACGGACAGUGAUAUCAUGCAAAACUAAAAUAGCUUUUAAUUAUAUUCCUACAUUACUGAACUACAUAAUUAAAAUAAUAAUUUUCCUGUUAGUCAUGUUGAAGGAUUCAUCAAAAAUAUGUCAAUAAAAAGUGUUUUUGCAUGUUUCGUUGUUGUUGGCGCCAAGGUCAAAGUUGUUGACAUUCUUUCAAUUAUAAAUGUCUUCAUAUUUAUUCAUGUUCGUGAACUGUUGUCUCCAAAUCGGCCGGGACAAAUAACUGCUAAUGCAACAUCAUGCGAUCGAUGUUAACAUGUAAAACAUAAUACUUAGACCUUAACUUGCGGAACCCAAACCAAAUACUUGCAGAAGACAAGAGGCACAAGUUGACACAAUGUCGGGUAAAAAAUACAAGAAGCGCCAGGGAACGUCCGGGAUCCGGGGCCAGCUGUACGAGAGCAAGCUGAUCAGCCUCAUAUACUUCAGGGCGAAGCACGCCGCGAGUGUCGGAGACUUCCUCCUGGCGACCAACAUGGACGAGGUGGGCGCCUUCGACGACAUCUGCCUCCGGGUCAAGCUCAAGGGCGUCGAGAAGCCGCUCAUCGUGUUCGUGCAAGCGAAACAUCGCGAGAACGACAACUCGGUGCUGACGCUCAGCAAGCACGACCUGACGCACUACUUCUAUAGCUACCUGAACAUACGCCGAACGUUCUCCCCGCACGCUAAGGGCGAGCUCUUCGAAGGCACUUACGACGCGACGGAAUGCCUGUUCGUCAUGUACACGACGGCCAAAGCCCCCGACGACAGCCAGCCGUACGAGAGUCCCGCCGCCAAGCACCUCAACGCUCUGAUCGCCACCGGCAAGAGCGGCAUCAGACCGCCUUACAAUCAGACCCACGUGGACUUCCUGUCCGACAUCGUGAUUCAGGAACAGGUCGCCAUGCUGGCGGGACAGCUCGCCAAGUUCCUCAGUGACGAUGACGAAGGCGUGCUAUCCAUGAACAACGACCUCAUGCUCUGCUACCACGUCCUUCUGGCGCAGAGAGUCCUCGACGUGAGCAGGAUCCAGCGGAGAGGCGAGGAGAGCGAGCACCGCCUCGCUCACUUCCGACAUGACUUCUUCACUGCAAGCGACGACUUCCUCAAGCUGUUCCGGGACACGCUCGUCCUGCAGAUCCUCAAAAACCAAACUCUAGAAGAGGACAAAGUCAACGUGCUGCUGACGUCACUGUUCACAGAACCCUUUGACAUCCUAGUCCUCAGCGAGCUGAUAGAAUGUGUCGUGACAUACAGACAAGGCAAGCUACAUUUCCUUCACGAAAUCGAUGAAGAACUAAAACAACAGUUGUUCAAGAUCAACGUAUCUCAAGCGACAGUGGAGCGAGCGCUCGAGAUGGCCGCGCAGAGAAUACUCAUCAGGAAGACGUUUAAGGUUCCGGUUACAUUCGGUAACAGCGACUUGACUAUCAGAGGCAAGCUCGAUGUGGACGUUGAACAAGUGUUGAAUGAACUAAGUUCUAAAAUAGUCGGUUUGUUGCGCGAUUCAGAUCCUCACAAUGUUGUCCUAGAUGAGUCUUUGGGAAGUGAGUUCUUACAGCUCAACCAAGGCAUAGCGAGUGCCGUCGGCAACGUGCUGGUUCGAGGAGAUAACGAGAACUCUUUGAAGUUCACAGAUGAACCCGAAGCAUUAGGCGACCUCGCUAAGAGGUUGUAUGAUAAAGUUCGGCAAGAGAUACCGGAUCUGAAUCCGUACAAAUUUGUCGUAAAAACUAAACAGUUGCCUCUCCUCUCAUUCGACAUCAUCGAAGACGGUAUCAACAUGGAAGUUCACCAAGAAAUAACAGUACUAGCUGUUACCAUGGCAAGGUUUCUGAACGAGGAAGUUGGUUUGUCCAGUUUGAUGGACGAUGAGCUCGUGCUCAGAUACCACGUCGUCCUGGAGCAGAAGGCUAUCGAGGUGUAUGAGAUACAACAACAGCACGAAGAUGGCGAACACCGCAUCGCCAGCUUCCGACAGGACCUGUUCGGCUCGGACGAGGAAGUUCUACAACUAUUCAGACGCACUCUGUAUCUGGAGACCGCGAAACGACGGAAAAUAGAAACUAGUGAAAUUAGUAGUUUGUUAUCAGCAUUCUACAAAGACACCUCCGACAUUUCUAGUCUCAGCCAACUGAUCGGUAGUGUAGUUACUUACGAGAGCGGUAAGUUACAGUUCGUUCAUGAAACGUCAAAAGAUUUGGAAGAGCAACUAGGCAGAGUCAACGUUACUCAAUCAACAGUAGAUCAGGCCAUCGAGCUGGCUGCGCGAGAGAUACUGACGCAGGUGCACUUUCAAGUACCAGCUGCGUUUGGCAACAAAGACUUGACGAUAAAAGGGCGAAAAGGAUUGAAGAUAGAAAGGAGGCUAACACACUUGAAUAUGAAAAUAUCCGAACUAAACAUUUUGAAGAUAGUCACCAUUGAUGACAGCUUCGAGGACAAACUGUUACGGGAAGGCUUGGCGAGCGCUGUCGGGAAUAUUCUGGUAGUCGAUAAGGAAACCAAUCUGUUGAAGUUUGUAGAUGAAGAGAAUUCCUUGGGACGCCUUUCUGGAAUGUGGUUUCAAAGAUUACGAUCCCAGAUACCCGAUAUGCAGCAAUACAGGUUUGAUGUGAAGGUCCAUUGGCUUCCGAAACUGUCAUAUAGUUCUGGUGAUGAAGAUAACAGUCACUCUGAAAAGGCAGAAAUGUCGGCGCUGGCUGAAGUAGUCGCGAACUGCAUUAGCGAUGGGACUGAUUGUGUGUUGUCUAUGGACGAUGAAAGACUUCUACUGUACCAUGUCAUCUUAGCAGAACAAGCAUUUAAUAUCUCCGAUAUACAAAGCGAUGACGUCAGCGCACACCGUAUCGCUAGCUUCAGAAAAGACUUCUUUGACACAAACGACCAGCUCAUGAAACUGUUCAGAGAUAAACUCUACGUAGAGGUAAUCAAACGUCGCAAACUAGAGGAGACUGAUCUUCAAACCGCAAUCACAACCUUCCGCCAGUUUCCUGAUGAUGUUACCCUUCUAAGCAAGUUACUUGGCAACGUCAUUACCGUCAGACACGGCAAGGUACAGGUUGUGUAUGAUAUGUCAGAAGAUUUGACAAAACCAUUGAACAAAGUUAGUGUGAGUCAAUUGAAAGUAAAUCAGGCAAUCGAGCUGGCUGCGAAGGAGAUACUCGUGUCAAAACAGUUUAAUGUACCGACUGAGUUUGGUAAUAAAGACUUGACGUUGAGAGCCAAGAGCAGUCACGUGGCUAAGGUACUGAACCAUCUCACGAUGAGAAUGUGUCGGCUCGUCAACAGUCCAGAUGUUGUCAAAAUGGCUACCAUCGACGAGUCCCUAGGAGACGGACUCCUCAAGCCCAGCGGCGGUAUCGGCGGACUCGUCGGCAACUUACUGGUCCAAGACGAGGACACAAAGCUCUUGAAGUUCACAGACAACAGCGAGACUCUAGGAGAGCUCUCCAAAAGACUAUUCAACAAACUACAGAACAAUAAACAUGACUUGCGUCAGUACAGAUUCAUUGUGAAAGCUAAAAGGUUUCCGAAACUCACAUUCGACAGUAGCGAACACGACCGACGCUUGGUGGAGGACUUCUUGAACAGACUGCUCUACUUCACCAGCCAGGCCGACGAGACCCGCGUGGGAGACAUCCUGAGAGGAGACAUCGAAGACAACAUCUGUCGGAGAGUGAACAACUUCCGAGUGACGUCAGACGCGCUGUUCCUGACGUUCCACGACGAGAUACAAACCUGGUGGAUGGCCGCGGAGGGCGACUACCUCACCAAGAAGAGCAAGAAGUAUGAAAUAGCGAGCAAGAAGAUAGUCAGCAAGCCUCUGAUGACGGUGCUCGGCAUGAUGCACCAGACCAAGCUAGGGAACAACAUCGAGUGCUCCUUCAAGGACAAAGUCAUCAGCGCUCUGAAGCUGACCUCGGGAGCCGUCGUGGUGACGAACAGCGCUGACCUGACCGUGGCCAAGAUGAUACAGCGAUACAAAAGCCAAGAGCACGUCGUGCUGGACUUGGCGUACAUGCUGAACCUGCAAGCGAACGAAUACAAUACGCUGUGCGAGGAGCUCAGAGACACGGACGAGAGCAAAGUGCUGGUGGUGGUGUGCAACCACAAGCCGAGCCACAGGAACUGGUCCAGCCGACUGCGGAACAUCGCCGAGGCCGUGAGAAACAAGUUCACUGUUGUCGUCACCAACAGGGACCUGGUCCCGUUUAUUAGAGAAUAUUUCGGAAACAUGAGUGACGUCAUUGACGACGGAGUAGUUAAUCUGGCUGACUUGACAGCAGAAUCACAGAAGAGCGUCUUGAAGAAUGCCACUGCCGUGUUUCAAGGACAAGAAGUGAGGUUAGAAUUAAUAUUAGACGAAGAAUCAAUGAGAUACGUAAAGGGGGAGGUGUUGAAUAAAGUGAUUAACAAUGAAGUCAUAACUGUAAGUAAACUAGUCAGCAGUUUGAAUUACGAGAAAAUUAAACAAGUUUUCAUCGAUCGAGAGGUCUACAGAUCAGGUGAUCGAAAACGAACCGUUUUAAAUUCACUGAGCGACUUAUCAGAUGAUGUCGUAAUACUUACAGCUCAACCAGGCAUGGGCAAGUCUACUAUGCUAACGUACUUGUCACACAAGGCUAAAGAAAAUGAUCCAAACCUUUGGAUCGUUAGAGUAAACCUGUUGGAUCACUCCGAACAAUUCAACAACUGGAAAGAUCACGAAACGGACAUCGAUGUGUCGGAGAGUUUGAGAUUCUUGUGUGAGGUGGUGCUGAGUGGUGACCCUGUCAGUGACCAGCCUGCGGUCAUCGAGCUGGAGGAGUCAGGAGGUUUCAUGUACCUCAGGCACUGCGCAGGAGACGAGAGCACAGCUUUCGAAUUACAAAUGUUCCUACAUUAUUACAACACCAAGAAUGUGAUGUUCCUUUUCGAUGGGUUUGACGAAAUCUGUCCCCAUUACGCGCAAGAAGCAAUGGCGUUAUUUAAAACAGUUAAAAGUUUUCCAAGAAGACAUAAAAUGUGGAUCACCAGCAGGUCUUAUGACGAAGUGAAAUCUAUUUUGGAACUGGAGUUCGGGACGUCAUUUGAAUUGCAAAAUUUUUCGCCGUCGGACCGGAAUAGAUAUUUAAACGUUUUUUGGGAAAAGAAAAUUGUUUUGUCGCAACUGACUAAUAUCCAGAUGAAUAAUUUGAUUGAGUUCAUGAAGUGUGUUGCUGGAAUAUACCAGGAGAAGCCAAGGAAAAGGCUUAAACAUAAGCUAUUGUAUUAUAAAGUUUGUAUGAGUUUUCGCGACUAUCUUAAGCGAGAAAUUCACAAGUGCCCGGAAAGAAUCAUAGAAAAAUUUCACGAAGCUUUAAAUAAUUGCAAAUACAACAUCAUGUUUCUAGACAACUUCGAUUCACCGUUACAUUUGUACCUCGUAGCAGAUUAUUUAAGAAACCAAAUCUUACACUAUAAUGAAAUCGACAACAAUUGGAAUUUGAAUGACAACGCCUUAACAAUAUACGAAAGAUUUUUUGAAGCCAAAUUAAAAUGGAUAAGAUUCGAAGAGAAAAACAAAAUUCAUUUAACAAAUUCGGACAAUAUUAUUAUAUACGAGCACAUUCGAGAAGAUUUUUUCAAGAGGCAUAGGCAAUUGGGGGCUUACGCAAUUUUCCACCAAGAUGCCGAAUCCAUAUUCAGUUUAAAAGAAAUGCGAGAGAUCAUAGACAGCAUGACGAGGAUUAAGGCCGGAAAAGAAAAGACUGGUGUUAUCUGUGGAGUGUCAAACGACGUCCCAAUAUUCAUACACAUGAUAUUCGCUGAAUAUUUCGCCGUACAACAUCUGUGCUUAAUAAUAUUAUUAGAAAAAGAAACGGAAAAGCAACGAAAGAUUUGGGAUUUUAUAUUAAACGUUAUAUUUUUGAAAAGCAGUCAAAACGUUCGCGAUCUUCUAGACUACAGGAUCCAAGUCGAUAAUAACUUGAAGGAAAUUAUAAAAGAAAGUGAAUUCAUAAUUUUUGAUUUACUUCUAAAGCAGGGGAAAGGUAUUUUUACAUAUUACGAGGAAGACGUGAGCGAAGAACUGUAUCUAAAAAUCAAAGCGUAUUUAAAAAAGGCUAUGGAUGACGAUUUAAUGUCGUUCAUUAAUUAUCUGUAUAAAAUAAAGAGAAAGUUGACGGAUGAAUAUUUAGCUGACAAUUCGAGAAUUCCGUCUAGAUUCAGACGGUACAAGAUGAAUGCUUUAAUACAUAAAAAGAAAAAUACGUUGGCACAGCCUGAUGUAGAUGAACCAUCUUCCUAGCCUUGUCCCAAGUCGGGGUCGGCUUCCAGUCUAACUAGAUUCAGCCAAGUACCAGUGUAUUACAGGGAGUGACCGCCUAUCUGACCUCC